Candidozyma auris is the source of this 909-nucleotide messenger RNA. RefSeq names its product flavin adenine dinucleotide transporter FLX1. The coding region runs from base 1 to 909 and encodes 302 amino acids. Gene Ontology annotation, biological process: nucleotide transport; folate import into mitochondrion. Gene Ontology annotation, cellular component: mitochondrion. Gene Ontology annotation, molecular function: folic acid transmembrane transporter activity; FAD transmembrane transporter activity. Lineage: Eukaryota; Fungi; Ascomycota; Pichiomycetes; Serinales; Metschnikowiaceae. The record is from RefSeq and is a predicted model, not a curated record. The transcript has a single exon.
AUGGCUGACCAACCCUCGAGUCGACAGGUCGAGGUCGUUGCUGGCUUGGUUGCUGGGUUUGCCACAACUCUUACUACACACCCGCUAGAUCUUAUCAAAAUACGAUUGCAACUUGCUGAAGGUCUGUCGUCGAAACCGUUUGAAUUGGUAUCGAGGGUGUACCAUGACAUCCAGAAGCUGGCCAAAGCUGGCUAUGAAGCCCACGGAAGGCGCUAUCCAAAGGUAUUGUACUCACUUCAGCAGUAUUAUAGAGGCGUGGGACCCAACUUGAUUGGCAAUGUGUCGGCAUGGGCUACAUAUUUCGGUCUUUACGCCGAGUUCAAAAAGAUGGUGGCAACUGAGAACUCACAAAACUACUUUGCCGCCUCGUCUUUGGCUGGAGUGUCCACUUCCCUUAUAACGAAUCCUAUAUGGGUGCUCAAAACGAGAAUUCUAAGCACACCAAAGUCGAAAACUUCCUACUCAUCGACCUGGGAUGGGAUACGGAAGAUAUACAAGAAUGAGGGGAUUCUCACCUUUUGGAAAGGCACCAUUCCUUCUUUAUUUUCCGUAUUUCAAGGGAGUCUCCAAUUCACCUUCUACGACCAUGCAAAAGAGUACUGUCAUAAACGGCAAGGUAAGGAACUCUCUAGUUACCAGUACGCGGCACUCUCAGUGAUGGCCAGAACAUUAAGCAUGAUCGUUGUGUACCCUACACAGGUGAUCAAAUCACGUCUUCAAAGCUACAACUUCGAGCACGAGUCGAGAACUAUGCUAUCUGUUGGGCGCCACGUUUUGAAAAACGGAGGGUUGCGUGGCUUCUACCGGGGGCUCAGUGCUAAUUUGAUAAGAGUGCUACCAUCCACAGCAGUCAUGUUUCUUUCCUACGAAACAACGAAGAAGUAUAUGUCACAAGGCAAUCUUUCAUGA